AUGUUCGCAUGCACAAAGCUACAAGUCAUUCCAGCUAACAUGAACUUGGCAUCUCUUGAAUCAGUACAUAUGAUGGCAUGCCAGAGACUGAGAAACUUUCCAGACAUCUCAAGGAACGUCAUAAGCUUCUCUAUCUCAGUUGUAGAACUAGACCAGGUGCCUGAGUCUAUCAGCCUUUGGUCUCGUCUUUGUGUUCUCAACAUAACCAGCAAAGGAAAACUAAAGUCCUUAACACAUCUUCCCCAAAGUGUAAAACAUCUACGCCUAAGCAACACUGGUGAGCAGGGGACUAUUCCAUACUUCAAGAACAGUCUCCAGCAGGGAGAACUCUAUCUAAAGAGCUGCAGAAAGCUCAAAUCACUACCAGAUUCGGUCAGGAAAGAUUGUGAAUCAAAGGAGGGACUUACUUGUGCUUACGACACUCCAAUCACGCAACUCAAUUACACAAACUGCUUUAAACUAGACGGAGAAGCACGAAAAGCAAUUUUAACACAACAUUUUGCUCAUGGUUGGGCUUGUUUACCUGGAAGAGAAGUGCCUGUAGAGUUUGAUCACCUAGCCAAAGGAAAUUCCAUGACCAUACGUCCCAUCAUGAGUAACAUGCAUGUCACCAUUUUCAAGGUUUGUGUUGUGAUUUCUCCUAACCAGCAAACAAGAGAAUUCGAACAACUAGUGUGUCGUCGUAUAAGCAAAGGCAUUGAGGAGAUCUAUGUUUAUACUAUUCCUAAGAUUCAAAGAAAACAUCUGUUUCUAUUUCCCUCAUACUUGUUACAAGAAGCUGCUAGCAGAGAGGUUGUGUUUGAAUUCAGCAGCGGAUUCGAGAUUGUUGAAUGUGGUGUCCAAAUCUGGAAGGAUGAAUCUGAAAGAAAUAACAAUGGUAGACACCAAACUGUAUAUAGUAAACCAGGAUCUGGUGAGGAAACUUUGGACCAAGAAGAAGCUGAUGAGUAUGUGAAUAUGAAUCCAGCAAAGCGUACAAAGAGAUGAUACUUCCAUUAAAAGACUGCUCUUCUUCUUGCUCUUUCCCUUGCUCCAGCUCUUGCUUGAACCUUGCUUUGUUGGUGGGAAAGUUGUGUACGCCGCGCAUAUCUCGUUCCUCCUCUUGAGAAGCUCAUCAAUCUGCAAAAGUGAUGCAGCGCAUCCUCACUUCAUUCCACCGCCAUUGUUAUGGCUUACUUGGGCCUUAAGCUAUUAGUUUCCUUUUUUUUGUUUCAACUAGAUAAUUGUCAAUUCUCCUUUUUAGUUUAGGAUUUGGUCUUCUCGUUUAGCAUAUAUAGCGGCCUUACUCUUUGUAA
Messenger RNA from Eruca vesicaria subsp. sativa (arugula), 1295 nucleotides. The record is from the annotation of a GenBank genome assembly. Lineage: Eukaryota; Viridiplantae; Streptophyta; Magnoliopsida; Brassicales; Brassicaceae.